Molecule: messenger RNA, 1644 nt
Organism: Rotaria socialis
Lineage: Eukaryota; Metazoa; Rotifera; Eurotatoria; Philodinida; Philodinidae
Source: the annotation of a GenBank genome assembly
AUGUCGAAAUCAAGUUAUUUACAUCAUUCGUCAUCUCGUCGUUCACGAUCUCGUUCACAUCAUUCUUCUUCUCAUCGUUCACAUCAUUCUUCAUCUCGUCGUUCACCAUCGCAUCAACAACAUCGUUCACAGUAUUCGACAACUAAUAGUAAUCAGGUACAGCAAUCCCAACAUUAUUCUUCACCAAAAACAACGAGUAAAUCGAAUCAAAUUGGUCAACCACAUGCAAAAUAUUCAACAUUUAAUGUUCACUCGUCAGAUUAUGAAAUUGUAUUUAUCAAUAAUGAAACAUCAUCGAAUACAAUAAACAAAUUAUUGAAUCAUGUCAAUUUAUGCAAACAAUAUUCGAUUGAUACGGAAUCUGAAAGAGCAAAUAAUCAAUUAUCAUUAAUACAAAUGAACUCAAUACCAAUUGCACCACCAUCGAUUGUAAUGUUAUUCGAGUUGAAGCAUUUGCCCGAUCGAAAUUCACAAAAGUAUGCAAAUAUUCUUCAAUUGUUUCAAAUAAUUUUUAGAUCAGGCAACGAAAUUUAUUCUUGGGGCAAUAUGCAAUUGGAACUUGAACCAGCAAAAGAAUUUCUUGUUUUACCAAUUGCAGCAAUGUUAAUCGAUAUUCAACCACAUUUCUCAACGUGGUAUACAUGGGCACGGACCCAGUGCUGGGUCCAGCGCCUGUCUUAUCGAAAUGAUAAGAUUAAUGAUAAUGAACAUAUCCAACAACAUAAUCAACAUCUAUCAUGUGAUUGUCAUCCACCAUCACCAUACAAAAUUAAUGAACUCUGGUCUCUUCAGAAUUCAAUUAAGUAUGCAUGUAAUUUAUUUUUAGACAAAUCGUGCCGAUUAAGUCAUUGGUCAUCAAGUUUAACAUCACGUCAUUCAUCGUUAUCACAUGUUACUCGUACGAAUAUGAUUCAUUACGCUACACAUGAUGUUAUGGCUGUUACAUUGUUAAUACGGCCUAUUACUGAACGAUGGACCUUUGAACAAAUUAAACUUCGGAAAAUGAAUCAAAUGUUUGUCGCAUUUGAUUCAAUUAAACUUCCACCAUUACCAACAUCAAAAAAUAAAAAAAUUAAGAACAUCAACAUGCAAACAUUAAAUACAAUAUUACGAUGUAAUGAUCCAGACGUAGAGGAUAUUUCAUCCGAUGAUGAAAUAUAUUUUAAUCAACUGGUUCAAUGUAAUGAUGUUGUUCAUGUACCGGUUAACAAUGAUGCAUUACAUGGUGAUGACUUACUCGUUAACAACCAUUAUAUGGUUGUUGAUGUCACUGAUGAUGAAGCAACAGCACCACCGGCAAUAUGUAGAAAACAUCAACAUCGAUCUGAUGCAGCACGACAACGACGAAAUCGAAAACGUAACUAUAUACAUCGGUUACAUCGAUAUUUUCAUAUUUUAGUUCGUCGCGUUUACCAUCGAUUCAUCAUGUCGUCAAUAAAAAAAAUUCUUCGCCAACAUCAUAUGUCCUAUCGGCAUAUAAAAAUCGUCGGCUCGUCAUUAAUUAUUGGCGUCAAAAAUUCAACGCUCCAACAAGAAUUUGAUCGAUCUUUACGUCACGAUUUAUUCGAUCGUACACAUUAUUUUCAUUAUCGUCGUCGUCAUCAAUCUCGUCAUCAUCAUCAUCAUCAUCAUCAACAUCAUUGA